Messenger RNA from Anopheles nili, 450 nucleotides. RefSeq names its product endocuticle structural glycoprotein SgAbd-2-like. The record is from RefSeq and is a predicted model, not a curated record. Gene Ontology annotation, cellular component: chitin-based extracellular matrix. Gene Ontology annotation, molecular function: structural constituent of chitin-based larval cuticle. Bases 1 to 450 code for a protein of 149 amino acids. The transcript has 2 exons. Lineage: Eukaryota; Metazoa; Arthropoda; Insecta; Diptera; Culicidae.
AUGAAAACGUUCAUCGCCCUGUUCGCCGUUGUGGCCGUGGCCAGCGCCAUCGGUGAUUAUCAUCACUACGAACCGACUGGAGCACCGAUCAAGAUCGUCCACAGCGAGUCCCACCACGGGCACGAUGGAAGCUACAAGUUUGGAUACGAAUCGGCCAACGGAAUCGCCGCUCAGGAGCAGGGCUUCGUGAAGAACGGUGGCAGCAAGGAUCACGAGGUGCAGGUCGCUCACGGAUCCUUCUCGUACACGGACCCGCACGGACAUCCGGUGUCGCUGAGCUACGUUGCCGAUGAGCACGGUUUCCAGCCGAAAGGAUCGCACAUCCCGACGCCACCGCCAGUCCCAAAGGAGCUGAUCGAUGCCUACGCCAAGGCCGCUAGCCAGCCUCACUACGAGGAACCUCAGCCACAGCAGCACUACGCUCCCCAGCCCACCUACAAGCACUACUAA